Messenger RNA from Chara braunii, 1306 nucleotides. The record is from the annotation of a GenBank genome assembly. NCBI's taxonomy places the organism in Eukaryota, Viridiplantae, Streptophyta, Charophyceae, Charales, Characeae.
UGGGACCUAGCCCCCGGUACUAUAAACAUACCCUCCUCACUGUGGGCGUCGGCCGCACAUGCGCGCGAUCUCAGUGGUCACCCAGCCCCCCGUUCCGUCUCCGUCUUUCCCCGCCUUGCACCGUGUCGCUGACUCCCGCCUUGCACGAGUCGCGUUGGCGCGGAUUUGGACCAACAUUUGGUGAUCGGGGAAAAACGAGGCCUGUCAUCUGGCUGCAAAAGCGAGAGCCUAAGAAGACACACACACACACACAGGCGGAUAUCGACGUUAUCAACAUCGACGGGAGGCGUUUGUGUUGAUUGAUACUCGGUCGUUCGCUGAUUGGUUGGCAAAGAGAGAGAGAGAGACAGGGGACCAAAUGGGGCUGGACGUCGGGGCCGACGGGAAUGGGACAUCUGGAACGAUGGGAUCGCAUGUGAUUGGCAACAAAUGGGACACGUACUUGGAUCUGCUGCAAGCGGAUUACUCCGAGGGCGAUGCGCUCGAUGCCCUUGGGCUAAUCCGAUAUUGUUGCAGACGCAUGCUGAUGACGCACGUGGACCUGAUUGAAAAGCUGCUCAACUACAACACGCUUGAGCGGAAUGUGACGGAUGGUUAAAGAUGGUUAAAGACGAUAAUUCCAGUGGAUCUGUACCAGGCGGUGAAGGCUGGUACACCGGUUGGUACCAAGUGGAGCCGGUGGUUUGUGGGAAACAGACGGAGACCAAUGUGGAACCGAUUGUUUGGGCCCAGUUGGAUCGAGGUGUACCAUGAGUUGGAACCAUGGUUGGAACUACGGGGAACCAGUCUGAACGAUCUUUUUGAGACCCGAUGGGGCGGAACCUGAAACCUGGUGGAACCAGUUGAAACUACAUGGGACCAAGACGGGACAUCCAGGGAAAGGAAGGUUCAGUUAGAUGCAGUCGAUGUGCAUAUGCCCCAUGCAUGAACCGAUCGUUAUCAGCUGUUGGGGGCAACCAUAGGAGAUAAAUGUCUGCUGUUGGAUCUCAAGAUAUCUGAUCUGCCGGCAUGUUGGGAUGAGCUAUCUGUAAAGGUGGAGGCAGUGCAAACGAUAAGAGGUGCCAACUAGGUGUUUUUUGAAACGCUCGGUUCCAUGUGUGCUCGGACUACAGUAGUUGCGCUAUGGAAGUAGAAGGGACGGAAAAUCUGCACAUACCGAGCAUACCAGUAUGAGGGGAAAGAGAGAGGUGGGCCUUUGCAUGUGUGUGUGGCACAGAGAGAGAGACAGAGAGAGAGAGAGAGAGAGAGAGAGAGAGAGAGAGAGAGAGAGAGAGAGAGAGAGAGAGAGAGAGAGAGAGAGAGAGAG